AUGAGAGAAACCAUGCCGGUCCUAACAGCGGGUGCGGGGCUCCAUGAAACUCUGGCUCUGCUGACCUCCCAGUUACGUCCUGAUGCCAAUCACAAAGAAGACAUGGUGUUCCUUAAGGACGUCUUCAGUGAAAGAAGCCUGGGAUACCUGAUGAAGAUCCAUGAGAAGCUGAGACAGUAUGAGAGACAGAGUCCCACACCCGUCCUACACAGUGCCUCUUCUCUGGCUGAGGAUGUGACAGAGGAACUUCAGAGUGGACCAAUGAGCACUGAGGAGAAAGAACUUUUACAUCUUCUUACGUCACCACAUCUCAAGGCCGUUCUCUCAGUGCAUGACACUGUGGCCCAGAAGAACUUCGACCCUGUACUGCCUCCACUGCCGGACAACUUUGAAGAUGAGCUGGAGGAGGAGUCAGUGAAGAUUGUCAGGCUGGUGAAGAACAAGGAGCCCCUGGGGGCCACAAUAAGACGUGAUGAAGCCACCGGGGCGGUGAUUGUGGCUCGUAUCAUGAGGGGCGGUGCUGCCGACAGAAGUGGCUUGGUCCAUGUUGGUGAUGAGCUCAGGGAGGUCAACGGCAUAUCCAUAAUCCACAAGAGACCGGAUGAGAUCAGUCAGCUGCUGUCUCAGUCUCAGGGCUCCAUCACACUCAAGAUAAUCCCUGCAGUUAAAGAGGAGGAUGGUCUGAAGGAGAGUAAGGUGUAUAUGAGGGCCUUGUUUGAUUACAUUCCAUUGGAGGAUAAGGCCACACCUUGUCAAGAGGCGGGACUUCCCUUUAAACGAGGUGAUAUCCUGCAGGUUGUUACCCAGGAUGACCCCACCUGGUGGCAGGCAAAACGGGUGGGUGACAGUAACCUGCGGGCUGGACUUAUUCCCUCCAAACACUUUCAGGAGAGACGACUGGCCUACAGGAUAAAAAUGGGCACGCUCCCGAACCCCAAAUCCCCUAAAAAGCCUGUUUAUGACCAAGGAUGUGAUAAAGAGGACUGUGACUGUGAGGGCUAUUUCAAUGGACAGUACAUAGCUGGUUUGCGGAGGAGUUUCCGGUUGAGUCGUAAGGACAGGCAGGGGUCUUCUGGUGAGGGCUCAGAUACUGCUGACCCAGAGUUUUUUACCUAUGAAGAGGUGACCAGAUACCAGCAGAGGUCAAAUGAGAGACCUCGCUUGGUUGUUCUGAUUGGGUCUCUUGGAGCGCGUAUCAAUGAACUGAAGCAGAAGGUGAUAGCUGAGAACCCACACCGCUAUGCGGUGGCUGUACCACAUACUACCAGGCCUAAGAAAUCCCAUGAGAAGGAGGGUGUGGAAUAUCACUUUGUCACCAAGCAGCAAUUUGAUACGGAUGCUCUGAAUAACAAGUUCAUAGAGCAUGGCGAAUACAAGGAGAACCAAUAUGGCACUAGUAUCGAGGCUAUCCGCUCUAUACAGGCCAAGAAUAAGAUAUGCCUAGUGGAUGUACAGCCAGAGGCGCUGAAGAGGCUGCGGACAGCUGAGUUCAAACCCUAUGUCAUAUUUGUCAAGCCUCGCGUGCCCGAGAGCAGACGUCGGCGAAGUGCCGCCAUCUCGCCAGCAGGAGGAGAGCAUGGACGCAUUACAGAAGAGGACCUCGCAGAGAUGCGUCACUCAGCCAUUCAGAUUGAUCAGCAGUAUGGACACCUUGUGGACCGGGUCCUGAUUAAGGAGGACUCAGGUAGUGCCUGUGCAGAGCUGCGAGGUAUUCUCGAGCGGCUGGAGCGAGAGACCUUCUGGGUCCCUGUCAGCUGGGUGCGAACCUAA
Messenger RNA from Lampris incognitus (smalleye Pacific opah), 1770 nucleotides. It is a transcript of the gene mpp3a, whose product is annotated as MAGUK p55 scaffold protein 3a. Bases 1 to 1770 code for a protein of 589 amino acids. Gene Ontology annotation, molecular function: protein binding. The transcript has 18 exons. Gene Ontology annotation, cellular component: plasma membrane; cell-cell junction. Lineage: Eukaryota; Metazoa; Chordata; Actinopteri; Lampriformes; Lampridae. The record is from RefSeq and is a predicted model, not a curated record.